Messenger RNA from Olea europaea var. sylvestris, 1415 nucleotides. RefSeq names its product polyprenol reductase 2-like. Gene Ontology annotation, cellular component: endoplasmic reticulum. Gene Ontology annotation, biological process: polyprenol catabolic process; dolichol-linked oligosaccharide biosynthetic process. Gene Ontology annotation, molecular function: 3-oxo-5-alpha-steroid 4-dehydrogenase activity. The record is from RefSeq and is a predicted model, not a curated record. The transcript is spliced from 6 exons. Bases 267 to 1280 code for a protein of 337 amino acids. Lineage: Eukaryota; Viridiplantae; Streptophyta; Magnoliopsida; Lamiales; Oleaceae.
GGUAUUUCUCAUUUUUGUAAGUUGGGAAGAGAACGUGUGAUUUCAAGAUCCAUUCUUUUGAAACUCUGCCACUCCCUUUGCCUUUUCAGAAGAGAAUCAAAUUCUUCGAUCCUUGAUUCCUUCUUCGGACACACUCAAUUCCAAUUCCUCAAAUCAAGCGAAAAUAUUUCUUUCGCUUUCUAUAUAAUGAUAUUCAUCUUGUUUUUGUUAAUCUCAAUUUAAACUCACUGUUAAUGGUUUGUGACUUGUUAAUCAGCUGAAAAAUAAUGAUGUUGGUUACUUUGUUGAGAACGGCUUGGAUUGCUGGGACUCUACCCAUUUUACUCGCCUGUAUACCGUCACCCAAACUCUAUGCGUUUCACAAUUUAUUGUUGGGGUUUGCUAAACGCGGCAAGACUAUGCAUUCUUCUUCACGCAAGUUCACAGUUCCUCAGAAAUACUUUAUUCACUUCUAUAUACUGGCAGUUAUAUGGACAAGUAUUCUACUAGCUACAACAUGGCAUUAUGCAUAUAGAAUAACUCCAGCAGUUUCUGAGCCAUCACUAUAUUCUAGUAUUGCCAACCACUUGACGGGAUCUUCACAUGUAUUUUCCUUGCAUAAAUCACAUUCAUCUUCAAGAGACCACAAAUAUUGUGUCUGGCAGUCUGUAUUUAUGCUUCUACUGAUGGAAGUUCAAGUAGUGCCACGCCUUUUUGAGAGUCUAUAUGUAUUCAAGUAUAGUCCUUCAGCUCGGAUGCACAUUUUGGGCUAUCUCACAGGCCUAUUUUUCUACACAGCAGCUCCACUAUCCCUUUGCUGUAAAUAUGCCCCAGAGAUUUUCAAAUUUGUGGCUGAUUCAGUUGCAGAGUUUGUUAUCAAAGGGAAAGAGAGGAUGCAAGUCGCUGAAUUUGAUUGGUGGGGACAUUUGUAUCCUCUCCUGCACCUUAGGUGGUAUAUAUGGAUUGGUGGAGCUAUUUUCCUUUGGGGUUGGAUUCAUCAACGCCGUUGCCACACCAUUCUUGGUUCGCUGAGAGAGAAUGAAGAAAAAGAUGAAGACUACUCAAUUCCUAACGGUGACUGGUUUAAAUACAUAUCCUCUCCACAUUAUCUGGCUGAAAUUGAGGUUAUAUACGCCGGAAUUGUGAUUGCUAGUGGGUGUUCAGAUGUUACAAUUUGGUUACUAUUCGUAUUCGUGGUAGCAAAUCUUGCCUUUGCAGCCAAAGAAACACACAAUUGGUAUCUGCAGAAAUUCGACAAUUAUCCCAAAGAUCGUACUGCAAUUUUUCCAUUUAUUUAUUGAGGUCACAAUCAAAUUGUAUAUAUGUUCUUGUAUAGGGUAAUAUAAAAGGCCCAAAAAUUUCUUUUAGUUAAUGAUGAAAGCACUCAAACUUUUGGAAAUAGUUUAUUUGACCCAUUUAGGUCAUCUUCCAUUCAA